CACUGAGAGCCAACUGAGGCUGUGGAGGAAACCAGGUGCACUUUACCUCCGUUCUGCUUUCUGAAGGUCCUCCCACUGAAAUCAGUCUGAGUCUAGACUUUGACUAGGCCAGUGCAUAAAGACGUCUCCAAACAGGACCUAGAGUCGGACUGUUUGAAGUGAUGAAAAAUACGAUAGAAAUGGAAAAAUGCUGAAUGUAUAUUAACCAGAAACUUUUCAGCUUUUAAACCUGCAGCUUCCCAUUAAUAUAAAAGUUUUGCAAUCAUAGAUGGGGUCAAAGUUUCAUCCAAUAACUCCAUAAACAUCAGAUUAUCAUCUCCACCUAUUUACCUGGAAUCAUCAUUUAUAACUUUUAUUCAUGUAUUGAACUCGAUGUCUUCUCAUUUAAAGCCUUUUUUCAAAUGUUUGUGAUUACGUCAUAAUGCUAAAAGCAGACAGCAGUCAUCAACUCUGCAGCUGCUCUGAGAAAGCACAGGGCGACAGAGGACAACAUUUCUGGCUUAGACAUUAGAAAGAAUGUUGACUUUGUGUUAUGAUGUAUCCAUUUUUACUAAUAAUGAGUGGAGGACCCAAAAAACUCCAGUAAAUUUAAGUCGUUACGCUUCACUUCUGGUAAUAAUAAACGCUGGUAACUAUGGAAACUGAAGCGCUUCGAAGAUCUAAACCGAGAAACUGAGGGCUGCAGAGAAGAACUGGACCGGAUCACACGAGGUUCUGGAGAGUUUUGAUGGACCUGAAUAUCCCAGACUGACUGGCCGACUCUUCCUCUGUUUCUCAGACUGGAAGUCUCUGUUGCCUAGCAACCAUUCCAGACGAAUGGAGGCAGCUACGGUUUCCAGCAGUGACGGACACCGAGCAGCUCUGAACCGGAUCUCGGGUCUCGUUCUCCCGUCUGCUGCGAACGGAAGGCUCUCCUGCAGCAAUUCGUCAGACCUCAGCUGAUCGGGACGCUCGGAGGAAGAGGAGGGAGAAGAGGAAGAGGAGUUCCUCACAGUUAAACGUCGCGCCUUGCGGCUCUGCUCUGUAUUCCCGUCGUGAGCGGCCAGCGUUGGUAGCAUCGAGUGACGUCAGUCGGCAUCGCAGGCGGAGCGGACGCAGAGGGGGAAAUAUAGGACACCGAGGAAGAGGAAGAGGAGGAAGAGGACUGCAGUAAUCCAGAGAGAAGCAGAAAGCAGCAGCUCUUCAUCAGUUUUCUCAAGGCCCCUGCAGGAUGAAGAAGGUACUGCGUCUCUCUCAGUCCGGAGCGUGACCUGACCCCCGACCUCCCUUCCGACACUCUGCACCGUCAGACGCGGCUCCUCCUGCAUCGGUCGCAUCAUGGACGGCUUCCGGCUGCCGCCCGUCAUCGAGGAGGUGCUGGACCCCUCUGAUGAGCUGUGUGAGCCGAAGGAGGACAAACCCAGCAUGCUGGCCGAUACCCUGACGGCCAAGGAGAGGGAGUCCAUGGAGGAGAAGGAGGAGCCUGAAGGAAACGGAGAGAAGGGCCAGCAGGAGGAAGAGAUGGAAGUGAAGGAGAGGGAGUCUGAAGAAGAAGAUCAGGGAGAGGAGGAGGACCUGGAGGAGCUUAGAGCUCAGGUGCUGCAACUUCUCCUGGAGCUGGAUGAGACUCGCGAGGUUUCUCAGCGACACGAGGAGAGCUUCAUGGAGCUCCAAGGUCUGCUAGAUGAGGAGCGGCUGGCGAGCGCCCAUCAGGCAGAGAGCUUCACCCGGCAGAUCCAGAGGCUGCAAGCUCAGCUUCGGUCGGCGCAGGAGGAGAUGAGCAGCCUGGAGGAGGAGAAGGAGAGCGAGCUGGCGGAGGUCCAACAGGAGCUGAGCUCGGCUCAGGAGGAGGUGCUGGUGCUGCAGCAGGCGGCCGAGGAGGCGGCGGCAGAGAGGGAGAACGACAUCGCCUCCCUGCAGGAGGAGCUGUGCCGCCUGCGGGUGGAGCUGCAGCGCCUGCACGCCACGGCGGCCGAGUACGAGCUGGAGGUCACCUCGCUGAGAGCCGAGCUGAGCAUGAAGAGCCGCCGCACGGCCCUGUCAGGUGAUGUGACUCAGCUGCAGGAAGAGUUCAUUUCUCUGACCAAUGAGCGUCAGACUCUCAGCAGCAACAGCAGGGAGUUGAGCAACAAGUUGGAGCAACUGCUGCAGCAACGAGACAUGUGUGGUGAUUCGUACCUGGAAGUCAGAGCUGAGGGCCAAACUGAGGAUGAGGAUCAGCUAAAGGCGGAUUCCUACAUCACUCUGUCCCAGUCCAGACCCAAACUGCAGAGUCUGGACUCGUCAGCGGUCCAGGAUGAAAUCAGGACUCUGAAGAUCCAGCUGAGAAUGGCAGAGGAGUUGGCUGUCAAGGUCCAGCUGGAGUGUGAAGGUUUGAAGAAGGAGCUGGAGGAGCUGCAGCAGCUGCAUGAAGGCAGCCAGCAGGAGCGAGCAGCUCUUCAGCUGCAGCUGCAGAGCUGCAAGGCGGAGCUGCAGGAGCUGCUGGGACAGAAGUUGCAGAACUGCACCCGUCCUUCAGAGCCCCCCGUCCUCUCCAUCCCCUUCAUAGGAUUGAUUGUUAUAGUGGCCUUGAUUUGGUGCUGGUGGGAGGAGCUGGCGUCCUAAGGGACCAGAAAAGCGACUCUGAAGGCUGGAACAUGGCGGCGGCGGCGGUGGCGGUGGCGGCCAUUUUGGUUCUGGUUGUUCCCAGAUUUACCAGGGCCUGAGGACUAACAGGAAGUGACCUCACGGCACGCUGUGGGAACCUGUUGGCUUGCUCUCAUCCAUCCAUGAUGUCUCCGUGAUGCAACACUGCACAGACGUCAGAGUGGAGGAAAGACUGGUUGUUGUUCCUGGAGGUCAGCAGGUCACUCAGCUCUGGGCUUUGCAGAUCCACCACUAUGAUCCAUUUUUAUUCCACAGCUAGCAUUAGAGCAACGUGCUGGAUGUGUGAACUGACUGAGAACUCCUACAGAAAAAUAUCAUGAUGUUAAAAUGGUGGGACGCCUUUGGAAAUGGAAUGAAUUAGAGGCUUUUUAAAUUAAUCACGAUUUUAUCAAAAACUAAAUCUGUCACAAGAAACAAAGUUUUAAAGUUUAUCAGUUAACAUGAAGCUUGUCUGAUGACCAACUCAAACCAUAGAUAUGAGCAACUUUCACCUUGACUCAGGGCAAACUGGAAGGUUGAGGUAAAUAUCAGUUAAUGAGCGGAGAACGUUCCCGUCCUCAAACACACAUCAGAACUUCAACCAAACUGCUCCUUCUUUCCAGACUGGGGAAUCUGAAUUUUUAGGUUUGCAUAUAAUUUUAAACAAUCAUUUAAUAAUAAUAACUUGAACUAUAAUGACAUGCAGAUUUUUCACAGAAAACUUGCUAAAGCUGGUUGUUUAAAUGUCAAGUUUCAGGUCAACGUUUUUGGACUUUUCCUCUUUCUGCUGAUUGAAUUCCUCCAGAAAGCAUCAAAUCCAGAUGUUGUAAAAUCCUCCCUUCUCCCUCCAGUUAGUUCAUCCCAUAGAAGAGCAACCUGGUCCACACGUUGGCAACUUUCUGGAAACUAUCAUGUUUCAAUCUUCUGCAAAUUGCACAUCAAGCCAACAGUUCUCUCUAGCAUCCACCAGGGGGCGGUGCAGCUUCCUCUGCAGCCCUGGUUGCUGGAGAGAAGAAUCUUCUGUUUGGUUCUAUUUGGUUCUAUUUGGUUCUGAAGGGAAGUGUUUAGGCGCUGAAUCCAUCGUUGAUGUUUUGAGGGAGGGUCUUUCCACUGUUCAGCUGAUAAAUGAGUGAUUUAUUGCUGACAUUCCAGACACGUCACUUUAUUAUCUCUUCCUGAUCUAAAGUAAGACUUUGCACAUACUGAGUAGCUCUGACUACUAGAAACUGUAGCAAGGAGAACUUGAACAUUUUCUUCAUCCAUUGACUCUGCUUCAGUCUGCUUGAUGCUUCUUGUGUUUUUAUCUAAUGACUGAUGUUAUUGACCAGCAAGAAAAAAUCUGAUGCAGUCAGCUUUAUUUUCUCUAAUAAUUCCUUUAUAAAGUGACAAAACUUCCAUUUCUGUGUUUGUAGUCGUGCAGCAGCCAAUGUAGCAGUGAAACAUGGAGCUUAUUUAACUGAUUACACUGUGGUAAUACCAAAGUUGCUUUAAAAGUUGUAAUAUUUUAGCACAGAUUUGUGUAAGAGACUUUUCACAGUUCAAUAAAGCUUUGUUUAUUUUGAUGAUGGAAGGGGGGGGGGGGCGGCGGUCUAAUGGGGGGAAUAAAGUAGCUCUGAUUUAAUUCAACUCCAAAAUAUUCCUUUAAUCCCAAAGAGAAAUGAAAUGCACACUACAGAGGUCCAACAGAACCAGAACAGAACCAGGGUUCUCAAUCAUGUUGUCGAGCCUCUUCUGGUCCUGGUCUUGGUUCUGGUUCUGGUUCUGGUUCUGGUUCUGGUCCUGGUCCUCCUACAGACCC
Gambusia affinis (western mosquitofish) is the source of this 4402-nucleotide messenger RNA. Its product is annotated as coiled-coil domain-containing protein 136-like. The record is from RefSeq and is a predicted model, not a curated record. Lineage: Eukaryota; Metazoa; Chordata; Actinopteri; Cyprinodontiformes; Poeciliidae. The coding region runs from base 1318 to 2583 and encodes 421 amino acids. Gene Ontology annotation, biological process: single fertilization; acrosome assembly. Gene Ontology annotation, cellular component: acrosomal membrane. The transcript has 10 exons.